AAUAUUAUCUGCUCGGUUCAUUCGAUAAGAACUCUACAUCAUAAGCAUCAUAGCACUUUAACUAACAUUUUGUACUAAAGCUCCAUUGUCAUUUUAAUUCACCGUUUUUUUUUCCAUAAGUAUCUCCAAUAUUAUUGCAUUGAGAGCUAAUUAUACAACCAUCCGAGCUUAAAUUUCCUUAAGCUUUGAAAUAGUCCGAUAUCCCAUGGCUUGGAUUUGGACAAUUCUUGCACUGCUUUUACUUGCUUAUAUCCUGCUAUGGAAAAGAACCAACAACAACAACAAGAGAUUACCUCCAGGUCCAAGAGGGUUUCCCAUUUUCGGAAGCCUCCAUUUGUUAGGAGAAUUUCCUCACAGAGAUCUUCACCGUCUCGCCAAACAAUAUGGCCCCAUCAUGCAUAUCCGCUUAGGCCUCAUUCCCACCAUUGUCGUCUCCUCCCCCAAAGCCGCCGAGCUCUUUCUCAAGACCCACGACCUUGUUUUCGCAUCACGACCUCCACAUGAAGCCGCCAAGCACAUCUCUUACAACCAAAAAAGCAUGGCCUUCGCCGAGUACGGCUCGUACUGGCGCGACGUUCGAAAGAUGUGCACUCUUGAACUGCUCAGCAACGUGAAGAUCAACUCCUUCAGAGCUAUGAGGAAGGAAGAGGUCGGCCUGUUCAUCGACUCCCUUCGAAAGUCGGCUCGCGACAGAGUCGCCGUUGAUCUAAGCGUCAAGGUUUCGUCCCUAAGUGCCGAUAUGAGUUGCAGGAUGGUUUUCGGGAAGAAAUUCGCGGACAGUGAGUUCGACGAGAGAGGGUUCAAGGCUGUGAUCCAAGAGGGUAUGCAGUUGUCGGCGGCUCCGAACUUAGGAGAUUAUAUUCCUCCGAUUGCUUCGUUAGAUCUUCAGGGAUUGACGAAGAAGAUGAAGAAGGUUGGCAAAGUGUUUGAUGAUUUCUUUGAGAAGAUCAUCGAUGAGCAUGCUCAGUCUAAGGAUGAAGAUAAAAACAAGGACUUUGUUGAUGUCAUGUUGGGUUUUUUGGGAUCCGAAGAAUCUGAAUAUCGUAUUGAAAGGUCCAACAUCAAAGCAAUCAUUUUGGACAUGCUUUCAGCCUCCAUAGACACAGCAUCAACAACAAUAGAUUGGGCAAUCUCAGAACUCAUCAAGAACCCAAACAUAAUGAAAAAAGUCCAAGAAGAGUUAGAAAACACAGUGGGCAUGAAGAGGACUGUAGAAGAAACAGACCUAGAAAGCUUAGACUACUUAAACAUGGUAGUGAAAGAAACCCUGAGGUUACAUCCAGCCGGACCAUUGUUAAUUCCCCAUGCAUCUACUGAAGAUUGCACCAUCAAUGGCUUCCACAUACCCAAGAAGGCCCACAUCAUCAUAAACGCGUGGGCAAUCGGAAGAGACCCUGAUGCGUGGACGGAUGCAGAAAAGUUCUCCCCGGAAAGAUUCGUCGGAAGCAAUAUUGAUGUCCGGGGACGUGACCUUCAGCUUAUUCCGUUCGGGUCGGGUCGGAGAGGUUGCCCCGGGAUACAAUUGGGUUUGACUGUCGUUCGGCUGGUUUUGGCUCAGCUGGUGCAUUGUUUCGAUUGGGAACUUCCGAACGGGAUGUCACCGGCGGAUUUGGACAUGACGGAGGAGUUUGGUUUGACGGUUCCGAGGGCUAAGCAUUUAUUGGCUAUUCCUACCUAUCGGCUUCACAAAUGAUAAUAUUAAUUUGUUUAUGACGUUUCCUGGAAUGUGUUUGUUUUGGUUCUUGGACAAAAGAUCUAUAAAAAUAAAAAAAAAAAUAAAAUGUAAAUUCUAAUUAUGUACUACUGGUUAUUAGAUUUAA
Messenger RNA from Ziziphus jujuba (common jujube), 1820 nucleotides. RefSeq names its product cytochrome P450 71AU50. The record is from RefSeq and is a predicted model, not a curated record. The coding region runs from base 206 to 1693 and encodes 495 amino acids. NCBI's taxonomy places the organism in Eukaryota, Viridiplantae, Streptophyta, Magnoliopsida, Rosales, Rhamnaceae. Gene Ontology annotation, molecular function: iron ion binding; heme binding; oxidoreductase activity, acting on paired donors, with incorporation or reduction of molecular oxygen. The transcript has 2 exons.